Molecule: messenger RNA, 1546 nt
Organism: [Torrubiella] hemipterigena
Lineage: Eukaryota; Fungi; Ascomycota; Sordariomycetes; Hypocreales; Clavicipitaceae
Source: the annotation of a GenBank genome assembly
CAAGAACAAAAAACAAUUUUGUCUUUCGUUUUUGAAACAGACCCUGACCGACCUCAGCUCAGCCUCAGCCCUGCCAGGUGCCUUCCGGCGCUUUCCUAAUCGGGCAAUGCGCCCUGCCAGCUGGCGGCCGACCACCGGGCGCAGUGACUGGCUUGGCGGCGGCGGUCAUCACCGAUUAUCAUGCGAUUAUGCGUUCAGUUGCCGCGAUUGGUGCUUGGUAAAACUUUUUGGCAGCAAUGUCCCUCCAAUUUGUUCUUCUCACAGCCAGCAACCGGCUUCUUCUUUUUGUCUUUUUUAGCGUCAAUUGUAAAGAUCCCACCUUAGAGUCAAAGCGUCAUCCCCCUGCACGGCCCCAAACUUAAAGAAGCAUAGUUUGCUUUCUAGCAGGGCGCCUAACGCAAGCAUCAUUUCACUAUGAUUGGACUCGUAACACGAAACAAGGCUCUGGCCCCAGAUCGUAUAAAUCAAAGCCACGAAGUUACUGGGGGCACCUGAAUCGUGCAGGCCGCCUAUAAAGACUUUGCUUAUUCCCAUCCUCUCAGGAGCAGAGCCUUCUCCCCAAUCCAUCCCACAGUGUAUCCCUUCAAUCUGGCACACAGCUCUUCUUCUUCUUUCUUUUUGCCCACUAUGCAGUUCUCUACUACCACUCUCGCUGCCAUCGCCCUCCAGCAGGUCGCUGCCAAUGCCGCCACCCCGGGCGAACGUGCACCUGCUCUGGCCGCCCCCCUUGCCCUUAUCGCAGCUACACCAGCUCCGACUGCGACUGUUGCUGCCAACGUCCAUGAUAUCCAGCGCCGCGACGCUGUCGCUUGUCUCACCAGCGCCCUCCUCGCUCUCAAUGUCCCGACUCCUGCGCCACGCCUGCAGAGCUAUGUUUUUGGGGCCAUCACCGAUAUUAACACUGCCUCUAUUAACGACGUCUGUGUUGCGCAGGUGCCCGCGAGCCUGUCCUCCGACUUCAUGGACUUUGCCAGCAAGGCGAAUGCUUUUUAUAGCAGCCUGAGCUCGCGCGAGCCAGCUCAUUGUGGCACUUCGGUUGACGUCCCUCUACCGAAGGUCCUUUGCACCUCCGAGUCUGCGACUUACAUCUUCACAUCUGAUGGCGCUGCUGUGACCACUGAGGUUAUCAAGAACGGCCCUCUUCCUACCAAGAUUGUCAUUUCCGACGCCAAAGGCGCUGCCUCGGCCCGCACUUACAGUGCUGGUAUGCUUACUGGUGCUGUUGCUGUUGCUCUCGGCUCGAUGAUGCUGUAAACAGUAGACAGGAGGUGGAAUCUGGGAUAAUGUAUACCUUAUGAACAUACGACUACUUGAUAUUAAAUACCAAUUUCAACUUAUAACCCCUUACUGUACUCAUAUCUUCUCUGCCCAUUGUGCCGCAUCUAUAAACCUUUAAUAUGUGCCGACUCUUUUCUACCUUGAACAUCUCCUCUCAGCAAUAUCAACAGCCAACCACCAGCAAACCGACAACGACAAAACUUUCCAUACAUGUACCUGCAAAAAUGCGAUUCACGCCCGUCCAACCAGCAUCCGCCUACGCCUGCAU